GCUGGGCAACACACAUCCAUAUCUCGCCCGUCAACCGGCAUGGGAAGUGAACAUAUGUCGGCUAUGGAAACAUCAUCUCUGCCAGUCCCGCCCGUCAGCCUUCCGGAUGGCCCGCCGUCGCCGCCACCUUCGAACACUACUCCGAGGUCGGGGAAGGAGGCAGCGACGAUAACGGAUGCUCCUGUCGGCGAGAGCGAUGCUAAGAGGGCCUCAAACAAGCCGGCUCGAAAGUUCUCUCAGUUGUGGUCCGGGGAUGAGCAAGUGACUUUGGCAAGGGUGUACGGCGAAGGUGAUGCACUAUGUGCCUCUGCUUCAGGACCUCAUAGGUGCAUGAGGCGGCAAGAUCGAUUGGAGUGGAUAUCGAACAGGAUGCGGGAGGCAGGGUACAGGCGCAAUGGUGAAGAUUGCAGGAAGAAAUGGGCGUCUUUGAUGGACAAGGCGAAGGAGAUCAAUGACAAAUGUGGGAGAUCGGGCGAUGAGAGCUACUGGGAGAUGAUGGCAGAGAAGCGGCGUGAACUGGGCGUCCACCCUGCGUUCGACAAGGUCCUUUGGGAUGCUAUGGGGUGGGCACUGAGAAAACUGUCAGUAACAUGUGAGCAUACAUUGGCUUCCGACAACAUGCAGUCACAGACUGAGGACGUGACAUCGUCAGGCAGCGGUGGAAGGGGAAAGAGUGCUCGUGAUGCGUCGGACGGGUCGGACAGCGGGACAAAAUCGAAGAGGGCAAGGUCGAGAGAGAGUCUAGGGAAUGAUGACUCACCGCAAUCUCUUUCCGUUGCUAUGCGGGAGUCUACAAAGGCGUACUGCCACGGAUUGGAGCAGGCCGCUUGCACAAUGGUGAGUGCUACCACGAAAGGAGCCGAGAUUGUAGGUGGGCCGAUAGGGGAGAUGGCAGGGAAGAUCGGGGCUGUGGCCGAUGCAAUGGUAGGCGGGAAUGAGGUGCUUGCCCAACUUGUGGGGGUUCUUGCCGCGCGAAGCCAGGGAAGUCGACAGGUGUGAAUGGGACUUCAAAUGAUGGUUUCAUUUGAAUGUAGGGUAUGGGAGGGGGGUUCUCCUUUGGGGGGGGGGGGGGGGGGGGUGAAUGUGGGUUGGGGUGGGUUGGAUGUUUGAGAAUUGUUUUUUUAUUUUGUUGUCGUUCGUGGGUUGACACCCACUUCUCAAUGGAUCGGUUGGAUACCGAUGAGGCAGACCACAUUAUGUGUAGGUCGGAAUAAAUAAAUAAAUAAAUAAAAAUACAACCU
This is a messenger RNA of Chara braunii, 1241 nucleotides long. NCBI's taxonomy places the organism in Eukaryota, Viridiplantae, Streptophyta, Charophyceae, Charales, Characeae. The record is from the annotation of a GenBank genome assembly.